Messenger RNA from Salvelinus namaycush (lake trout), 6004 nucleotides. RefSeq names its product host cell factor 1-like. Gene Ontology annotation, cellular component: histone methyltransferase complex. The annotation marks the transcript as partial. Gene Ontology annotation, molecular function: transcription coactivator activity; protein binding. Gene Ontology annotation, biological process: regulation of DNA-templated transcription; chromatin remodeling. The transcript has 13 exons. The record is from RefSeq and is a predicted model, not a curated record. Lineage: Eukaryota; Metazoa; Chordata; Actinopteri; Salmoniformes; Salmonidae.
GUGGUACUGAAGGGUGCCCCCGGACAACCCGGAACUAUUUUACGGACCGUCCCCAUGGGAGGUGUACGUCUCGUCUCCCCGGUAACGGUUUCCGGUGUCAAACCUAACGUCACCACCCUGGUCGUCAAGGGAACCACGGGUGUGACUACGUUGGGUACGGUGACUGGCACAGUGUCGACCAGCCUGGCAGGAGGAAGUGUUACCACCGCUGCUCCUAUCACCACCUUGGGCACCAUGACGACCCUGCCUGGACAGGUCACCGUCUCCGCAGCACAGGCAGGAGGCCAGGCCACCCAGGUGACCUUAAUCACUACCCCUAGCGGUGUGGAGGCUCAGCCUGUCCAUGACCUUCCUGUCUCCAUCCUGUCCUCCCCCACCUCCGCCGACCCCUCCUCCACCCAGCCCGAGGCAGGCGACCCAGGCACCGUGACCCUGGUCUGCUCGAACCCCCCCUGCGAGACCCACGAGACUGGCACCACCAAUACAGCGACCACAGCCUCCGCUAACAUGACUGGUAAUGGUGGGGUGGAGCGGGUGUGUUCAAACCCGCCGUGUGAAACCCACGAAACCGGAACCACCAACACCCAGACUACGGCGUCCUCCAACAUGGGCCAGGUACAGCAGGUGUGCACCAACCCGCCGUCAGAGACCCACGAUACAGGUACCACCAACACCCAGACGACGGCGUCCUCCAACAUGGGCCAGGUGCAGCAGGUGUGCACCAACCCGCCGUCAGAGACCCACGAUACCGGUACCACCAACACCCAGACGACCGCCAGCUGUAACAUGGGAUCCAACCAGCAACAACAACAAGGCUCCUGCGUAAUCGACAACACCAGCGGGUCUGAUCCCCCGUCCUCUCCGCCCCCCUCUUCCGGAGCCCUCUCCCCGUCGUCUGUCUCUGGUACCAGCUCUGUGCCCGGGGUGCUACGACCGGAGACUCUGAGAACAGGGACCACCUACACCUCGACCACCGCACGCUCUAACAUGGGCUCUGACAAGAUGGGCAUGACGCUCAGCUCCUCGUCCUCAGAUAACCAGAGCAAGUCAUCCGGUGGUGGUGGAGGAGGAGGAUCCCCCCUCACCUCUCCUGUCUGCUCCAAUCCACCUUGUGAAACACACCAGACAAGCCCCACUGAGGCCGGAGCUGGAGGCAGCAGCGACACACAGGUCUGCUCCAGUCCACCUUGUGAAACACGCCAGACUGGCACUACCACUACGUCGACGCAGGCCAACUCCAGUAUGGGCAGCGGGCAGACGACAGGGACCGUGCAAAAGGUGUGUUCCAACCCGCCGUGUGAAACGCACGAGACGGGCACCACCAACACCCCGUCUCAGACUACGUCCAACCUGGCGGGGACGGGGACAGGCACGGUCCAGAGGGUGUGUUCCAACCCGCCGUGUGAAACGCACGAGACGGGCACCACCAACACCCCGUCUCAGACUACGUCCAACCUGGCGGGGACGGGGACAGGCACGGUCCAGAGGGUGUGUUCCAACCCGCCGUGUGAAACGCACGAGACGGGCACCACCAACACCCCGUCUCAGACUACGUCCAACCUGGCGGGGACGGGAACGGGCACGGUCCAGAGGGUGUGUUCCAACCCGCCGUGUGAAACGCACGAGACGGGCACCACCAACACAGCUACCACAGCCCAGCCUGGUGACUCGACACAAGGAGACAACGGAACUACAGAGGUUCCCUCGUCGUCCUCGGCAACCACCGAGACCAGUGCAUCGACGACAUCUGGCAGAGCCGUCACCACGGUUACUCAGUCCACGCCCACACCUGGGCCCUGCGUACCUGAGAUCUCAUCAAUGUCUGGGUCGUCCGAGGCGGUGGCAUCGGGGGCUGAAGAGGAAGAGGAGGCCAUGCAGACCGACUCUCUCCCAGAGGGCACAGUGAGGGUCGUGACCCUGGAGGAGGCUGCUGCAGCUGGGAUACAUGUCCAUGUGGAGGGCAUGGAGGAACAAAACCAGGGGGAGCAGGAGGGACUUCCUGCGGAGCUGAUGUCUGAAGGCGGCUCGGGGGGCCAGCAAACCCUGAUGGUGACGGGUUUAACCCCCGAGGAGCUGGCUGUUACCGCUGCUACUGAGGAGGCUAACGCCCAGGCCAAGGCCAUACAGGCUGUCCUGCAGGCCGCACAGCACGCUGUCAUGAAUGAAGGAGACGGUGGCCAUCAGACCACCACCAUCCCCAUUGUGUUGACUCAGGCUGAGCUGGCAGCCCUGGUACAACAACAGCAGCAGCUGCAGGAGGCCCAGGCCCAGGCUCAGGCCCAGGCUCUUGCUCAGGCCCAGGCCCAGGCCCAGGCUCUUGCUCAGGCCCAGGCUCAGGCCCAGGCUCUUGCUCAGGCCCAGGCUCUUGCUCAGGCCCAGGCCCAGGCUCAGGCCCAGGCUCUUGCUCAGGCCCAGGCAGCAGUAAGACAACACAACCAGCCCACCGAGGGCCUGGCCCCAGCAGACAGCCUGAACGACCCGGCGUCAGAGACUAACGCCGAUGAGUUGGCUGCUGCAGUGACCCAGGCGGUGGCCCGGCUAGCCCCGUCCUGCACCUUAACCCCCACUCAGACAAUGAUGGUGGCCAGCCCGGCUAAGAUACAGGCAGCUACGACCAUGGCAGAGGUGGUCAAUGGAAUAGAGUCUGCUGCUUUGAGGCCAGGACUGCCUCCUGCGGUGGUCAAAGCCCCGCUGAAGAAAGACAACCAGUGGUUUGACGUUGGCAUCGUCAAGGUCACCAACACGGUGGUCACGCACUACUACCUACCCGACGAAGACGCGGCUGCUGCUGAUGAUGACUCUGGGACGAUCCCGGACUACAGUCAGAUGAGGAAGAUCGAUCUCCAGCCAGGGACGGCCUAUAAAUUCAGGGUGGCCGGGAUCAACACAUGUGGCCGGGGGAACUUCUCAGAGGUCUCCGCCUUCAAGACGUGUCUACCAGGCUUCCCCGGAGCUCCCUGUGCUAUCAAGAUCAGCAAGAGCCCAGACGGCGCCCACCUGACCUGGGAGCCCCCGUCGGUCACAUCUGGUAAGAUCAUUGAGUACUCGGUGUACCUGGCCAUCCAGAGCGCCCAGAGCGGGGAGCAGGCCAAGCCCACCACCACCACCACCCCAGCCCAGCUGGCUUUCAUGCGGGUGUUCUGUGGGCCUAACCCCUCCUGCCUGGUGCAGUCGUCCAGCCUCUCCAACGCACACAUAGACUACACUACCAAGCCUGCCAUCAUCUUCCGUAUCGCAGCCCGCAACGAGAAAGGUUACGGCCCUGCCACGCAGGUCAGGUGGCUCCAAGAGAUUAGUAAAGAUGGCCUUGCAGGUAAACCUACUGUUAAGAGACCAGGCUCCUCGCCUGACAUGAAAGCUGCUGGUCCAAAGAAGGCCAGAUCAGACCAGUGAGGAGGGUUUCCUUCCUCUCCCCUUGUUGUCCAUGAUGACUAUGACUGAACUGAAAACAACACUUUCCUACUGAAUACAAUACCCCUAGGCUCCACCCGGACCCCAACCUCUACCAGAACCCCAUCUAACCCUACAACAGCACAUCCUGAACCCAGACCAGGCUCCACCCGGACCCCAACCUUUACCAGAACCCCAUCUAACCCUACAACAGCACAUCCUGAACCCAGACCAGGCCCCAUCCUGAACCCAGACCAGGCCCCAUCCUGAACCCAGACCAGGCUCCAUCCUGAACCCAGACCAGGCCCCGUCCUGAACCCAGACCAGGCCCCGUCCUGAACCCAGACCAGGCCCCGUCCUGAACCCAGACCAGGCCCCGUCCUGAACCCACACCAGGCCCCGUCCUGAACCCACACCAGGCCCCGUCCUGAACCCACACCAGGCCCCGUCCUGAACCCACACCAGGCCCCGUCCUGAACCCACACCAGGCCCCGUCCUGAACCCACACCAGGCCCCGUCCUGAACCCACACCAGGCCCCGUCCUGAACCCACACCAGGCCCCGUCCUGAACCCAGACCAGGCCCCGUCCUGAACCUACACCAGGCCCCGUCCUGAACCCACACCAGGCCCCGUCCUGAACCCACACCAGGCCCCGUCCUGAACCCACACCAGGCCCCGUCCUGAACCUAGACACCAUCCUGUACCUAGACCAGGCCCAACAACCCAUCAGUCACAAAAUGGCUGUAAAAUAGAUAAAGCUGAGAAACGCCAGAUCCCCUGCCCUCAUCACUGGACGUUGUGGUGCCGAGGACGCCUUAUUUCAUUCUUCUGUAUUUCUUAUUGUAUUAUUAUUAUUAUUGAUAUUAUUAUUGAUAUUUACUUGUUUAAACCAUGGAAAGCGCAUAAUUAACUUUUUAUUUUCCUAUGAUAUGAUUUUCUGAGGAAUCAAAAUUUAAAAAAACUUCAGUCUGGUCUAACUGUAGUUGCUAGAUAGUUCUCUAGUCUCUUUCAUGCGUUUCCUCUCCCCUGUUUAUCUACACAAGCAAUAGACAAUACAAAUAACUGCUCAUAAUACAAUCUAGUGUAUCUCAUUAUGUCAUUGGAGAGGGGAGGUGUGUGGGCAUCAGUAGGUUGCAUUCAGAAGAAUCAGAUGGUUGCUAUAGGAGACAGUUGGAUCAUAAGAAGAUGAUGUCAUUGUCACAUCGUCAUGGAGAUUUAAUAAAUACACCAAACGGACAGCGGGACGUUGGGGGGGGGGGGGGCGGACAGUGUUCUCCAUUCCAGGGGAAUCCUCAUCAACCAAUCAAUACUCUGUAUCUGUCCCGGCUGUCAUCUUGCUUUGUGACAUCACUGUGUUUUAAUGUGUAGCUAUGUCAGAGAGGAGACCGAGUUAAAGGAUUAGCUUCAGAAAAAAAUACCUGUGGUCCCUGUAGGUUUAGGAGACUGCUUUAUUCUCCCUCUAGUUGACUAUCUACUCUGGUAGUUUCUCUGCUUUCAUUGGAGGAAUUUGUUGAACAGUGAUUGGCUGACUGCCAGGGUGACAGUGAUUGGCUGACUGCCAGGGUGACAGUGAUUGGCUGACUGCCAGGGUGACAGUGAUUGGCUGACUGCCAGGGUGAAACAACCCAAUACAUAUUUUAUAACCUGAUUUGACAGUUUCAGAAUCGGUGGUGUAACGAACGAUUUACGUAACAAUGACUUUUUGUACUUGCUCUGCUGCAGAACAUAAGAUUAGUCAGAAAAAGAGGAGUGGAUUGUUUUAUUUUUGUUAAUUUUUUUAUUAAAGGAAUUAAUUUGCUGAAAAAAAAUAUUUAUUUUCAUCUUUCCCCUUCUCAAUCUGUUGAUAUUCCAUAGUAGAAUUAAUUUGUUCGACUAUGGAAUUCAAAAGGUUAUUUUUAUUUUCCCAAGGCUUGUUUUAUUUUUGUUUUUUUUAGAUAAAUCCCAGUUUAUUCUCAGAAAUGUUCUGCCCCCAAAUUGUGGAGAAACUUUUCGUAUUGAUAACCAUUUGACAUUUUGUUUUUGGUGUAUUAUGUGUUAAGGUAUGCAAGUGUGUAACGUGACUAGUGUUUUUGAACGGAGAGGUUUUUAGUUACCUAGUGGUGGGAUAUGAUGGCAGGAAGAGUGAUUGAUUGGCUCAGCUAGUAUCGGUUCAAUUGUAAAUAAGUUCCUUCACGUAGCAAGAAGUUAAAAAAAAAAAAAAAAAAAACUGCUUUUUAUAUAAUUAUCUGUAACAAAAAUGUUUUUACAUGUUUGUCAUCUCGGUUGCUUUGUCUAGAUAUAAAAAUAAUAAUAAUUAAAAAGGAAAUGUCUUCCUGCUCUGUCUUGUUCUCGCUUCUGUUUUUCCUCAUUGACUAUAACCCAGAACCCUUGUUGAUAUCGUCGUUAUGGUUAUAAUGCCCAAGAUGCAUUGGCAGGCAGGGACGUCAGGAGGUUGUAUUAAGAACCAAACAUAGAAAUAGAAUCUAGAAUAGAUUGUUGGAAUAGAUUAUAUUUCUAUGGAAGCAACAGCUAGCUGAUGAAGUUUUUGAGCUUUUGUUCAAUCUGAUCUGACAGAUGUUUGGGGAUUAAACUGUUUGUGAAUAUUACUAUGGAAAAUAAAACUUUUUUUAGUGCA